UGUUUAUGUGUUUCUAACCUGCAAGCACUUCAAUGUUAGAAUCAAAACAAUUUGCAUUGUUAUUAUAUAAGUGCGUGUAAACACCGUGUGCACGAUGCAGACAUGAUUAUUUGAGGAAAGCACGAGAAACGACGCUCAAGAUGUCGUGUAGUUACGCGGACGGACUCUCCCACUAUGAGGACAAAGGAGUGCUUGGUGUCCCUGAGAUAUUUGAUAAAGAAGAAAGCAUCAAUAUUAAGUGCUCACUGCUGGCUGAGUGGAUAUUGCAGGCCAAACAUGUUGUUGUUCAUACUGGUGCCGGCAUCAGUACAUCUGCAGGCAUACCAGACUUUAGAGGGCCCAAUGGUGUGUGGACUUUAGAACAAAAAGGUCUGCAACCCACAAUUAACACAUCUUUCAAUGAAGCAAUUCCGACUAAAACUCACAUGGCUUUGCGGAAGUUGGUCGAGGAAGGAUAUGUGAAAUUUAUUGUCAGCCAGAAUAUUGAUGGGUUGCAUUUGAGGAGUGGUUUGCCAAGGAAAUACUUGGCUGAACUGCAUGGGAAUAUGUUUGCCGAGCAGUGUAAAACAUGCCAGAAGCAAUUUGUUAGAUGCAUAGCAACCAGCAGUGUUGGUGAGAAAUGUUUGGAUAAAAAUUGUCCUAGGGGAAGAUUAAAUGGUCGCAACUGUCGCGGGAAGUUGUAUGAUACAAUCUUGGAUUGGGAGGCGAAUUUGCCUGAUAAUGAUUUGAAAUUAUCAGAAUUACAUUCAAGCAUUGCCGAUUUGAAUAUUUGCUUGGGCAGCACCCUGCAAAUAGUCCCCAGCGGAAAUCUCCCAAUCUGCAACAAGAAAUACUGCGGCAAACUAGCAGUAAUCAAUCUACAGCCAACAAAACACGAUAAAAAAGCCGACUUAAUAAUCAACACGUACGUUGACGUUGUAAUCGAAAAGGUAAUGAAGCGUUUAGGUCUGGAGAUCCCCGAAUACUCCACCGAAACGGACUUCAGCCGCGACGAGGACCUCAUCAACGACAAGAAGGUCAUCGACUGGACGACGGUCACCACCAACAUGGCGGAGCUGCAGAAGAAGUACGACCAACAAUGGAGUUCCUAUAAGAAGCGCCGCUUGGAGGACAAGAAAGUCAAGGAGGAUAUCAAGCGAUGCAAGGCGGAAAUCAAAAGGGAUCUAGAGGCCGGCAAUUCGAAGAUCUAGGCCCCCAACCACCACAAUACAAGAUGAUUCUAUAUAAUUAAGUUGUAAUAUUAAGGAAAAAAAAUACUUAGCGAUUAAGCAGCGUCGAGCGUUUCGUACCGAUUGUGCAUGCGUGCGGGCAGGUUUUGGUGCCUGAAGUGCUCGAUAUCUAAUUAGUCAUUGAAUUUAUCAUUGCGGCCAGUCAGUUUUCGAGUUUCGUUUUGGUUUUGUGUCCAAUUUGUCGCACCGGUAAUUUGUUUUCCGAUGAAAUCUUGAGAAAUCCAGCCGUCAUGUGUCUUAAUUUAUGUGCGGCGUGAAGCGGCUUGCGGCCAUAUUGCAUUUUGCGGCCCGAACGUGUACAAAUUAUAUAUUUAUAUGAAGCGGCAUAUGAAGUUGCAAGGACAUGCAGUUAACACUUGGCGCGCCAGCGAUUGUUGUGUCGAUUUUACAAUGAUGAUUCAAUAACUAUAUUCAUUUACUAAUGCUUUUUAAGAAACUUAAUAGACUAUAUAUAUUGACACAGAUGAUGAAGAUGUUUAAUAGAUGAGAUAAUGAAUUAAA
This is a messenger RNA of Dalotia coriaria, 1730 nucleotides long. It is a transcript of the gene Sirt6, whose product is annotated as sirtuin 6. The transcript has 5 exons. Gene Ontology annotation, cellular component: nucleus. NCBI's taxonomy places the organism in Eukaryota, Metazoa, Arthropoda, Insecta, Coleoptera, Staphylinidae. The record is from RefSeq and is a predicted model, not a curated record. Gene Ontology annotation, molecular function: histone H3K9 deacetylase activity, NAD-dependent; transcription corepressor activity; NAD+ binding. The coding region runs from base 141 to 1190 and encodes 349 amino acids. Gene Ontology annotation, biological process: negative regulation of transcription by RNA polymerase II.